GGACUCGGCGGCGCGGCGUUGUCGGUGGUGUCGGGGGCCUGGUUAUGCCAAACUCUCUGCCGCUCGGGGAUGUCCUCGGUCGCAGGAUCUUCAGACCGAGGGAGGCCUGCUGCCAUCUGGAAUUCAGACAUUUGAAAAUUAAAAUGGUGAGAUGAACGAACAACAAGAAUGGUCUUGCUUCAUAAGAGUUACCACCCGUCCGAAGUGACAUCCAGCAUGACCAAUUGACCAGCUUCUCACACCAGGAACCAAGUGAGAAAGCGAAAAAUGGGGCACAGUGGCCACAGACGUAACACCAAAAAAAAACAUGUCGGUUGUCACUCUGUUGCUUUUUUGUCGGUGUGUUUUCUUCUUGGAAAUCUCAUGAUGGCCCGGUCCUUUCACUUCCCUUCUCUCGAGUCUCUGACUCUCGGACGCGUCGCCUCGUCUCGCCUCACCUUGCCCUUGCCUUGGCUAAGGCUUGCCCCGGGCCCCGGGGGCCUUUGCUCUCGUCAUCGGGACAGCAAACCGACAGCAACCCAACCCAUGGGGCCAAGCGCAAGAGAGCGAUGCUGCGUGUGGGCUGGGCCAACCCACGGGUGUGUGGAUCGUGUCGUGCGGUCGCCGGGUCCUGUCCAAUUUCGUCGCGCAGAAGAGUGGGAAUCCAUCUCCGCGACGGCCGUCCGUGUGCGGCGUGCCCUGCCAUACAGGAACGCCACCCGUGGACUUCUUUCCGGCACUGCUGCACGCAUUGCAGGAGAAGAGACGACAAGUCCAUUUGACAGGAGCAAUCGUGGUGGACUUUGAUGUGCAUGUCGUUUCCCAAACUUUGCUCAAAAUGUUGUUCCGACCAGGUUGGGGACUGGUGCCAUGCCUGUGUUGAUCCCAAAGAACAGCUCCAAGAUGAGAGGAACGGGUGAUGGGCGUCAGGUAUCAGGCUCAUCAAGGUCCAUCAGGCCCAUCCAUGAGACACGGGAGCGUUCGCGGACGCU
Molecule: messenger RNA, 971 nt
Organism: Colletotrichum acutatum
Lineage: Eukaryota; Fungi; Ascomycota; Sordariomycetes; Glomerellales; Glomerellaceae
Exons: 1
Coding region: 268-786 (172 amino acids)
Source: RefSeq, a predicted model, not a curated record